AGCGUCGCUCCGCUCGCCGCCCGAGCCACCCCAUCCGCAUCAGCGGGACUCAAAAGGUCCCCUGGCGCUUCCAAGAUCGACGACCCCGAUGGCUGGCUCGAGGGUGUGACACGACGCUCAACGCCAUCUGCGCAGGCUGAGCACCGAGCAGUGCUGUCUAGGAGCAGGAGGCGGAGGAGGCCGAGGUGAGGAGGAAGAGGAAGAAGCGGAGGAGGAGGACCUAUUUCGUAGAGCGAGGCGCAGGGCAGCCAGGUGUCUGAGAGUUGACAGCACCAAGAGGUAGGGUGUGGUUGGCUGGUGACUCUGCAAGACGAUUAUGACUGGAUACCGUGGCUUGGUAUGUAGUCUUCAAAGGCGCGUGCUUUCCAACUGUGCAUGGCAUGUGGAGAGACUCGGCGCCGCAUAAUCGCAAUAGCGACUCGUUUUUAUCAUGCUCGCCAACAUCCGAAGACGUUUAGUUCAAUAUUCAGGUGCAAUUCACAUAACCAGUUGCGCACACUAGCUAACAGCAGCCUUACAAAAUAACACGGGCAUUCGCUCGCCAUGGGUUCGUCAGGCACGCCAGCGCGCCGCACUUCCGGGAACGCGAGGUCGCGCGUCGCUACCCCUAAACCGCAAAAGUCAUCCAGCGAUUCCAAGGCCGCCCUCUAUAACAUUGGCAAUUUCAACGGGUCCAACAUCCAGUACAGCGACUACGAUGCGGGCACGGACUGCCAGUUCUCGGGGAGCACGACGAUGCGCAAGCAGACCCGCCCGAUCGGCGAGUUUGGGGGCAACCUCGGCUGCCUGUUUUGGACUUUCUACAUCCCCAUGCAGAUCUGGUACUUUUACGGCAUCAAUGUUCUGGGGAAGGGCGAGUUACUCGUUCCGAAUGGAAAAUUCUGGUAUGAUUUGCACGGUGGCGGAUUUCACGCUUCCAGAGGGGAUUGCGAUCCGGCCCACUUGGGAGGCCAUGUGCAUGAUCGCAUUGUGGUGCAUUGUGCAGGCUCUGGGCGAGCUCUUUUUGCCUUCGUCCUUCCCCACUUAUUUCGGAGAGCGGGAUGGAGUUCCGCAGAAGCACGGUCACAAACUGCGCUACCAGAUGAACGGGAUGUUGAGCUUUCUGCUGACGCACGUGGGCUUUUUCGUGUUGUGUUAUUUUGGGGCGCCAAACCCAUUCUACUACCUUCUGGCUGGCUCGACUGGAGGUUCUGGCAACGCCCUCCUCUCGGCCUGGUUUGAUCUGAUCGGGCUGACAAAGUCGAACCCGCUGCUGGUCAACUCGCUCCUCACAAACAGCUGGCUGUUCUUGGACCCGGCCUACAUUUGGUCCCAGAUGGGGGCUUUGCUUACUGGAGGUGUGAUCACGGCCUUCAUUUUCGCCGCGUACUUGUACAUCGACUUUGGGCUUUUCUGGAGGAACCACACGAUGGAUCCUGAAUUCGAGGAGGACUGGGGCGUCUUCACAGUAAGGGAGGUCUUCAACGACUUCUUCAUGGGCGUCGCGCGCAACCCCCGCGUGUUCCACAAGCCAAUGCGCCUCCUCUCGAAGGUGCACGCGGCGAUCGCCGGCAAGCCCGACGGCGACCCGGAUUGCCAGUGGCUCCCCCUCGACCUGAAGCGCUGGUGGGAUGGGCGCACUCUCACCCUCUGGGUCAUCCUCAACAUCUCCUACGUCGCAGCGCAGUACUACGGAUGCUCGUUCGGGUUCGAGUACAACAGCGACAGCGCCUCCCCGUCCCUCAUCACCGCCCAGCCGAGUUGCGCGCACUGGCGCCCGGCGACGACCUCUGGCCCCUUCGCGAGCGGCCUCGGAGGGCAGGGCGUGACUGCAGGCACGUACUUCAGCGACUACCUGCCCGGAGUGGGCAGCUGGAGCGGCAUCGGUUUCUCCUCGAUAUUCAUCACGCUCGCCCACUGGUACUACGUGUUUGACUACAACCUAGUGGAGCCGGCCUACCUCACCACGACGGACAUCCGCCACGAUCUCUUCGGCUUCAUGCUCACGUACGGCAUGUUUGGGUUCCUCUGCUGGUACUACCCCCUCGCGUUUCUGGGGUUCUUGAGUGCUCAGUCCAACGACAUCAAGAUCAAUAGCUCGUCGAUCGGGCCAGCGUUCGGCUCGAACCUCACGGGCGACAACGGGUUCAUAACCGACAACCACGUGCACACGAUUAUCGGGGUCGUUCUGUACAUUAUCGGCAUGUGCUUCUUCAGGUAUACCAAUAUCGAGAAGCACAAUUUCAGAACCUUUAUCGCAGACCGGAGAGACGAACGGGACGCAGAGACCGGCGAGAGGAGGUACACGGACGCCCAGAUCGACCAGCUCCUCGACACUGAGUACAAGAUCUGGCCGCAGUCCAUCGAGAUCCCGGUCGUCAACGUGUCCAUUCCUGUGUGGUCGAGCGUGAACGGCGGCCGAGUGGACUACAUUCGUACGGAGGAGGGGAGCUACCUGCUGUGCGGGGGCACGUGGGGCAUCGCGCGCCAUUUCAAUUACAUCGGGGACAUGGUCAUGUGCGUCGGGUGGGCGUGGUCGUGCUACUCGUACAAGCAUGCCUUCCCAAUCGUUCCGAUCAGCUACUGCGCCUACUUCUGGGUGAUGGACGUCCACAGGCUGUUUCGUGACGAGGGGCGCUGCGCCAUCAAGUACAAGAGGGACUGGGAGCGCUACUGCGAGAAGGUGCCUUGGCGGAUCGUGCCCGGGGUGUUCUAGGUGGCCUGAUCACGUGGGAGUGGUUGAAUUCGUGCAAGUACGUGCCCGAAUGGCUGAAUCCUCGCAAGUGCGCUCUGAGCCGUGCAAGCUUGCCUCGUUGCGAUUUCGCCAGAGGUGGCAGCUACGAUGUAACCAGUUGCAGAGACCGUGCACCGCGCUCGAACGUGCCUGUCGUGUGGUGGCUCUGAGGAUGCUCGAGAGGGGCCAGCAGAGAGUUGGCCCAGGAAGUUCGGCCGCAGGCCAAAGCGCGCCUCUGUUCCUCUUUUUCUGCUGCUGUACCGGCGAUGUCAAGGUAUCCACUAAUUGUCCCGCCGGGGUCCACUCGAUGAACGGCGACGUGCGCACGUGGAGUGCCCCUGACACGCCGAUCUGAGAAAUCUACGCGGAGCUCCAGGUUCCUCUUGGAGGGAGGAGUGGAAGCGAUGAACCUGUGCCACGAUUCGCCUCCUGCUCUUGCGCGCCCCCGACAUGGAGCCCAGAGGCAGCCGGAGCGGCCUCCCCGGGGCCCAGGCAAAGACCUGGACGGGGACGGCCUCCAGAGAUUUUGGUGUCGGUGCUCGCAUGGGGCCCCCUGCCGAGGCAGGCGGGGCAACGCGAGCCCAAGAGCGCGCUCCACUCAUACAAGACGAGUGCGAGCAGCCUUCAAGUCGUCGGUGCGACUUCGAGACAUCGAGGGACAAAAACGGCAUCCGCGCGGAUUUCUCGGAUCGGCGCUGGACCCGUGUCCAUCCCAGCAAUCCGCG
This is a messenger RNA of Prorocentrum cordatum, 3438 nucleotides long. The record is from the annotation of a GenBank genome assembly. NCBI's taxonomy places the organism in Eukaryota, Dinophyceae, Prorocentrales, Prorocentraceae.